Panicum hallii is the source of this 4049-nucleotide messenger RNA. RefSeq names its product cellulose synthase-like protein D1. The transcript has 5 exons. The record is from RefSeq and is a predicted model, not a curated record. Gene Ontology annotation, biological process: cellulose biosynthetic process; plant-type primary cell wall biogenesis. The coding region runs from base 218 to 3691 and encodes 1157 amino acids. NCBI's taxonomy places the organism in Eukaryota, Viridiplantae, Streptophyta, Magnoliopsida, Poales, Poaceae. Gene Ontology annotation, cellular component: plasma membrane; trans-Golgi network. Gene Ontology annotation, molecular function: cellulose synthase (UDP-forming) activity; mannan synthase activity.
GGUGCAUUGGACAGGUUCAAGCUUCAGCUUUCGAUCUUGUUCGGCUCCGUUUGGACUUGGUCUCCCUCUGCGAUAUCAAUCAACCGUCCUGUCCUCUGGAUGCAUUCCUCUCGUCAAGUCGUCAGAUGAUGAACAAAAGAUCGCCAUAGCAUCGCAGCGAAACCACUCUGAGAUUUGAACGAGGGACCGAGGCCAGGAAGCGUCCUCGAGAGCCAUCAUGGCGUCCAAGGGGAUCCUCAAGAACAGCGGCUCCAGCCGCAUGCCGGCGCAGGGCGCCGGCAAGCCGCCCACCGCGCCCACCUCGGCGCCGACGGUCGUCUUCGGCCGCCGGACCGACUCCGGGCGAUUCAUCAGCUACUCGCGCGACGACCUGGACUCGGAGAUCAGCAGCGUCGACUUCCAGGACUACCACGUCCACAUCCCCAUGACGCCCGACAACCAGCCCAUGGAGGACGAGGACGGCGGCGGCGGCGGCGCCAGGGCCGAGGAGCGCUACGUCUCCGGCUCGCUCUUCACCGGCGGCUUCAACAGCGUCACCCGCGCGCACGUCAUGGACAAGCAGGACGGCGCCGGCGCCGGCCGCCGCGGCGGAGCCAAGGGCGCCAGCGCCUGCAUGGUCGAGGGCUGCGACGCCAGGGCCAUGCGCGACGCCCGCGGCGACGACGUGCUCCCCUGCGAGUGUGACUUCAGGAUCUGCGUCGACUGCUUCACGGACGCCGUCAAGGCCGGCGGCGCCGCCUGCCCGGGCUGCAAGGAGCCUUACAAGAACUCCGAGUGGGAGGACCUCGCCGGCGCGCCCGAGGUCACGAGGGCGCUCUCGCUGCCACGCGGGCCCGCCGGUGCCAACGGCCACAAGAUGGAGAGGCGCCUGUCGCUGGUCAAGCAGACCAACGUCAACCAGUCCGGCGACUUCGAUCACAACCGCUGGCUCUUCGAGACCAAGGGCACCUAUGGCUACGGCAACGCCAUCUGGCCCCAGGACGGCGUGGAUGAUGACGCCGAUGGCGGCGCUCCAGCUGGACCUGGGCACCCCAAGGAGCUCUUGACCAAACCAUGGCGGCCGCUCACCCGCAAGCUCAGGAUUCCAGCAGCCGUCAUCAGUCCUUACAGGCUCCUUGUCUUAAUCCGAUUGGUCGCACUGGCCUUCUUCCUCAUGUGGCGUAUCAAGCACCAAAACCAGGACGCCAUUUGGCUUUGGGGAAUGUCAAUUGUCUGUGAGCUCUGGUUUGCGUUCUCAUGGGUACUGGACCAGCUUCCAAAGCUGUGCCCUAUCAACCGCGCAACAGACCUCUCUGUGCUGAAGGAGAAAUUUGAGAUGCCCACACCUAACAAUCCAACAGGCAAAUCCGAUCUCCCUGGAAUUGACAUCUUUGUGUCAACUGCUGAUCCAGAGAAGGAGCCAGUUCUGGUCACUGCAAACACAAUUCUCUCCAUCCUCGCAGCUGACUACCCUGUUGAAAAGCUUGCAUGUUACGUGUCAGAUGAUGGAGGGGCAUUACUCACCUUCGAAGCGAUGGCUGAAGCAGCGAGCUUUGCCAAUUUCUGGGUGCCAUUCUGCAGGAAGCAUGACAUCGAACCCAGGAACCCUGACAGCUAUUUCAACCUGAAGAGAGAUCCCUUCAAGAACAAGGUGAAGCCAGACUUUGUCAAGGACAGAAGGCGGAUCAAGCGUGAAUAUGAUGAGUUCAAAGUCCGUGUUAAUGGCUUGCCAGAUGCCAUCCGACGUCGUUCUGAUGCGUACCAUGCCCGUGAAGAGAUCCAGGCAAUGAACCUUCAGAGGGAAAAGAUGAAGGCUGGAGGUGAUGAACCGUUUGAGCCGGUGAAGAUUCCCAAGGCAACAUGGAUGGCUGAUGGCACUCACUGGCCUGGUACCUGGCUCCAACCAUCACAGGAUCAUGCCCGAGGUGAUCACGCAGGAAUCAUACAGGUUAUGCUGAAACCACCAAGUGACAUGCCAAUGUAUGGGAACAUCAAUGAAAAGUCACCUCUUGACUUUGCAGGAGUUGAUACACGGCUUCCAAUGCUGGUGUAUGUGUCAAGAGAGAAGCGCCCAGGAUAUGAUCACAAUAAAAAAGCAGGUGCUAUGAAUGCACUGGUCCGUGCAUCAGCAAUCAUGUCCAAUGGUCCAUUCAUUCUUAAUCUGGACUGCGAUCACUAUAUCUACAACUCAAAGGCCUUAAGGGAGGGGAUGUGCUUCAUGAUGGACCGUGGUGGUGACCGCCUCUGCUAUGUGCAGUUCCCUCAGCGAUUUGAAGGUAUUGACCCUUCUGAUCGUUAUGCCAACCACAAUACAGUUUUCUUCGAUGUCAAUAUGCGUGCCCUUGAUGGCCUGCAAGGACCAGUGUAUGUUGGUACGGGAUGCCUCUUCCGUCGAAUUGCUCUUUAUGGCUUCGACCCACCUCGUUCCAAGGAUCACAGCCCAGGAUUCUGUAGUUGCUGUCUCCCACGCCGCCGUAAGGCAUCCGCUUCCAAUGCUAACCCUGAGGAAACAAUGGCUCUUCGCAUGGGUGAUUUUGAUGGGGACAGCAUGAACCUCGCAACAUUCCCAAAGAAGUUUGGGAAUUCAAGCUUUCUGAUUGACUCCAUUCCAGUAGCGGAAUUCCAGGGACGACCCUUGGCUGACCAUCCAUCUGUCAAGAAUGGGCGUCCACCUGGUGCUCUAACAAUCCCUCGUGAAAUGCUAGAUGCAUCCAUCGUAGCAGAAGCAAUCAGUGUGAUCUCAUGUUGGUAUGAGGAGAAGACAGAAUGGGGUAUAAGGGUGGGGUGGAUCUAUGGGUCUGUCACUGAGGAUGUUGUGACAGGGUACCGCAUGCAUAAUCGUGGAUGGAAGUCGGUUUACUGUGUCACACAGCGUGACGCCUUCCGUGGCACUGCUCCUAUCAACCUUACUGACCGCCUUCAUCAGGUGCUUCGAUGGGCCACUGGUUCUGUUGAAAUCUUCUUCUCCCGUAACAAUGCAUUGUUCGCCAGCUCCAAGAUGAAGGUUCUUCAAAGGAUUGCGUACCUCAAUGUUGGUAUAUAUCCCUUCACAUCCAUCUUCCUCAUUGUUUACUGCUUCCUUCCAGCACUCUCCCUCUUCUCAGGACAGUUCAUUGUGCAAACACUCAAUGUCACCUUCCUGACAUACCUACUUAUCAUCACCAUCACUCUUUGCCUCCUGGCCAUGUUGGAAAUCAAGUGGUCUGGCAUUGCACUUGAGGAGUGGUGGCGAAACGAACAAUUCUGGCUCAUUGGUGGAACUAGUGCGCACCUGGCUGCUGUGCUGCAAGGUCUUCUAAAAGUGAUUGCAGGGAUUGAAAUCUCAUUUACACUCACUUCAAAGCAAGUGGGUGAUGAUGUAGACGAUGAAUUUGCAGAACUCUACAUAGUGAAAUGGACAUCAUUAAUGAUACCACCCCUCACUAUCAUCAUGAUCAACCUUGUUGCCAUUGCUGUUGGCUUCAGCCGAACGAUUUACAGCACAAUCCCACAAUGGAGCAAGCUUCUUGGUGGAGUGUUUUUCAGCUUCUGGGUGCUUGCUCAUUUAUAUCCAUUUGCAAAGGGGCUCAUGGGCAGGAGAGGAAGGACACCCACUAUUGUAUAUGUCUGGUCUGGACUCGUUUCCAUCACCAUCUCAUUGCUCUGGAUUGCGAUCAAGCCUCCAUCACAAGCUGCCAACUCGCAGUUCGGCGGGUCGUUUUCUUUCCCUUGACCCACUAUGUGUUCAAACCUAUAGCUCUUACUGGAUGGAUACAGAAAUUACUGAAAGCAACCAAAUGACAUUCAGGUUUUGCAGCAUACCUAAAGAAUACCCUGUGAUUUAGACAAUGGGUUACUUUGCAGCUCAGUCUCAUUACAGAGAGGAAGACAUAGGAUAUAUAUAUAUAUAUAUAUAUAUAUAUCUAUUCUAGCAAAUCAAAAGGUGGAAUCACUGUUUUGAUUCUUUCUGAUUUUUUAUUUCUUUAGAGCUCGUCUCUCAGUUGAAUCGUGUGCCCAAAAAAGGUGUAAUGUGUUGUUAGCAUGUUAAUAAUGUUACUCUACAAAGUUUUUCACAGUUGAGUUCAAUGUCA